AUGGACUUGGGCUUUCUGUCUGCACACGCCUCUCCAGCGGGAUCUGUAGAAGAUGCCUCUCAUAACUGCAGGACCCUCGAGUUCCAGGCCAAGGUGUGUAGCCCCAUCCACGGAAAAAGUAUUCUCAACAUCACCCACACGAGUGCAGAGGAGCGGAGCCCAGUUGUCCACCUGCGGGGCGCGGGGCACGCGGGGCUGGGGACGCGGCCAGAGCCGGGAGGACGCGCCCGCCGCGGCCGCCACCGCGCGUCCCGGAGGCGCUUCAGAUCCGGACCCGAGCCUCCGCCUGCCCGGCCGGCCCGACUCCGGCCGGAGCCGCCCGCCUCCCGCGGAGACCCCGGCCCCUGCGGCCCGCCGCCGGCCCGGAGCAGCCCCGCGGGCGCCGGGCGCCGGGCCCCGAGCCGGGCGGCUCCCCGGCUCCGCGCUCUGCGGCUCAACCGCGGCUCCAGGUCCGCUGCUCGGAGCACCAUGACACUCACCGGCUCCUGGAGCUUCUGGCCUUGGAUGGUGGUGCUUCUGUUUCAGGCCUCCACCUCUGUGAUGGUCAAAGAGGAAGCAGAAAAGACAUGUCCAGCAUUGAGAAUGGAGGGAUAUCAUUUUAUGCAAGUCAGCAGAAAGGAACUUAACAUUUCAGGCUUUGAUGUGGGGGGGCGCUUCUCCCUCCGGCGGGCGUCUUGUGAAGGGGGGAAGCCCUGCUUCAGACUGGGGCGUGCGCUGCUGCUGAGAGACACCACGGAGAUAUUUCCCGAAGGCCUCCCGGAGGACUACGCUGUGGCAGCCGUGUUUCGAGUGCGGAGGAGUGCCCGGAAGGAGCGGUGGGUCCUCUGGCAGAUUGUAAACCAGCAGAAGGUGCCACAGAUUUCCAUCGUGGUUGAUGGAGGGAAGAGGGUUCUAGAGUUCAUGUUCAGAGCUGCUGAAGGAGAUACGCUGAACUACGUGUUUAAGAACCGAGAGCUCCGCCCUCUGUUCGACCGCCAGUGGCACAAGCUGGUGGUCAGGGUGGAGCCCCGCGCCAUCUCUGUCUAUGUGGACUGCAGCCUGAUUGCAAGCCGGCAGACCAGUGCCCAGGCCACUGUGGACGCGUGGGGAAGGACAGCCAUUGCCUCCCGGACAUCGGACGGCAGACCUGUGGAUAUAGAGCUUCACCAGCUUGUAAUCCACUGUGACCCGGACUUCUUAGCUCGAGACCCGUUCUGCAAGGCCCAGGCCGUGGGAGAAGCAGGAUUGCCAGCAACUCCAGGUUCACCUGAGCAGAAAGGGGAGAAAGGCAAGCCGAGUAUAGCUGGUGCUAAAGAAGAACUCAGUGCUCCUGGAACUCCCGGGGAAAAGGGUGAAAAUGGUUUACCUGGUGUCCCCAACUUACCUGGCCACAAGGGUGAACUUAGAGCAAAAGGAGACCCGGGUCUGCCCGGCUUUCAUGGAGAAGAGGGUUGGAAAGGCCCAGCUGGACCCAAAGGAGAAAAGGGUGACAUGGGACCCCCAGGACUCCCAGCCUUAACUACACUGGGGGCUGACCUGACACUGGGGGCUGACCUGACACUGGGGGAUGACCUGACACUGGGGGCUGACCUGACACUUGGGGAUGACCUGACACUGGGGGCUGACCUGACACUGGGGGCUGACCUGACACUGGGGGAUGACCUGACACUGGGGGAUGACCUGACACUGGGGGCUGACCUGACACUGGGGGAUGACCUGACACUGGGGGAUGACCUGACACUGGGGGCUGACCUGACACUGGGGGAUGACCUGACACUGGGGGCUGACCUGAGAGGACACUGA
This is a messenger RNA of Perognathus longimembris pacificus (Pacific pocket mouse), 1782 nucleotides long. Its product is annotated as collagen alpha-1(XIX) chain-like. NCBI's taxonomy places the organism in Eukaryota, Metazoa, Chordata, Mammalia, Rodentia, Heteromyidae. Bases 1 to 1782 code for a protein of 593 amino acids. The transcript has 15 exons. The record is from RefSeq and is a predicted model, not a curated record.